CGUUCCAAACCCCGCCCGCCCAAGCAGGCAGGCAGAGCUCUGGCCCGAGAAGCCCGGGCCCCUUCACCCCCCCCUCGGCGGCGAGCCUCGGGAGCGCGCGCGUGCGCCUCCUGGAACGUCUGGCUGGCGGCGGAGCCGAGCCUGAGCCAGUGCUGGAGCAGGAGCCGAAGGGGCAGGAGCUGGGUUUGGGGAGCGGCUGCGGGAGCCGCGUGAAAAAGGGGGGCGGGUUUCCAGUGCAGUAGCAGGAGAGUCCCCGGGGUUACAAAAGCCGCAGAUCGCCGUAGACUUCUAGCUUGCGAACCGGUGCUGUUCAACCCUCAAACAAGCAGCACCUGAAAAGACCUUUGGAAUUAUUAUCCUUAUUAUUUUUAAAGCAUUAUUAUUAUUUUUGAAUGGAGUUGAUCCCGAGUCAGGGGGUGACUAUCUGUGCAACAAGAUGGGCUUUGCUGUUGCCCUUGUGGGGAAGAAUAGUCGCUUGAUUUUCCAUUUCUGGUCCUUUUCGAGGUUAGGAGCCCUUAGACGGUGCAUGUAGGGGAAUAAGCAAUAGUAAAGAAUUGGGUUUUCAUUUAAAAAAAUUACUAUUAGAUCCCUUUUUCCCUCCCUUGCGGAAGAGACUUCGAGUCACCCGGUGAUUUCUCCCCUGGUCGCCUCCCUUUUUUGGGGGAAGUCACUUUAAAAAGGUUGAAAAAGCACCCCCAACCCUCCCCAACCCAACGCGGCUGAGCUGAGCAGCAGCGGGAGGCGGCGUGGAAUUGAAGCGCUCUCGCUGCCGGACUGUCUGCCCGAGCCGGGAAAAUGGAGGCUGUGAUUGAGAAGGAAUGCAGUGCUCUGGGAGGGCUCUUCCAGACCAUUAUCAGCGACAUGAAGGGGAGCUAUCCAGUUUGGGAAGAUUUCAUAAACAAAGCAGGAAAACUCCAGUCCCAGCUUCGGACUACAGUAGUAGCAGCAGCUGCCUUCUUGGAUGCCUUUCAGAAAGUGGCUGACAUGGCUACCAACACACGUGGCGGUACCAGAGAAAUUGGAUCUGCCCUGACCAGGAUGUGUAUGAGACACAGAAGCAUAGAAACCAAACUGAGGCAGUUCUCUAGUGCUUUAAUUGAUUGCCUGAUAAACCCACUUCAAGAACAGAUGGAAGAAUGGAAGAAAGUGGCCAACCAGCUGGAUAAAGACCACGCAAAAGAGUACAAGAAAGCCCGUCAAGAGAUAAAAAAGAAGUCAUCAGAUACACUGAAACUUCAGAAGAAAGCCAAAAAAGCUGAAACUGUGGGAAGAGGAGAUAUCCAGCCCCAACUGGACAGCGCGUUGCAGGAUGUCAAUGAUAAAUACCUUCUGCUGGAAGAAACGGAAAAACAGGCAGUCAGAAAGGCCUUGAUCGAGGAGCGUGGCCGAUUCUGUGCCUUCAUCUCAAUGCUCCGGCCAGUGAUUGAAGAAGAAAUCUCCAUGUUAGGGGAAAUAACUCAUCUGCAGACCAUAUCUGAAGAUCUCAAGAGCCUCACCAUGGAUCCCCACAAGUUGCCAUCAUCAAGUGAACAGGUAAUCCUAGAUUUGAAAGGUUCUGAUUACAGUUGGUCAUAUCAAACUCCUCCAUCUUCUCCCAGUACAACCAUGUCCAGAAAAUCCAGUGUUUGCAGCCUGAACAGCGUUAACAGCAGCGACUCUCGGUCGAGUGGCUCACACUCUCAUUCCCCCAGUUCACAUUAUCGCUACCGAAGCUCCAAUCUGCCCCAGCAGGCUCCCAUGAGGCUGUCCAGUGUAUCUUCCCAUGACUCGGGAUUCAUAUCCCAGGAUGCUUUCCAGUCCAAAUCACCAUCCCCAAUGCCACCGGAAACUCCUAACCAGAAUUCGUCCAGCUCAGCCUCUUCAGAAGCCUCAGAAACCUGCCAAUCAGUGAGCGAGUGCAGUUCCCCCACCUCAGUCAGCUCAGGCUCCACCAUGGGGGCUUGGGCUUCCACAGAGAAGUUGUCUAACGGGUUUUAUCACUAUAGUUUACCAAGUGAGCCCCAUGUAGCAUCAGUGGGUGCAGGUCUUUAUCCUCAUUGCCUGCCUGCCUCCCGUCUGUGCCCUCGGGCGACCUCUGCCCUCCUUCCAGACCACGUUCAUUAUUACACCAUUGGGCCGGGCAUGUUACCGUCAUCUAAGAUCCCUAGCUGGAAGGACUGGGCUAAGCCGGGCCCAUAUGACCAGCCUGUGGCAAACACCUUACAACGCCGCAAAGAGAAGCGCGAACCCGACUCCAAUGGAGGACCCCCUGGCAUUCCGCCCGCACCUGCCGAGGAGGCUCAGAGGCCUCGGAGUAUGACCGUUUCAGCCGCCACCAGGCCUGGAGAAGAGAUGGAGGCAUGCGAGGAGCUUGCGCUGGCCCUCACCCGGGGCUUACAGCUGGACCCCCAGAGGAGCAGCCGAGAUUCCCUGCAGUGCUCCAGUGGGUACAGUACCCAGACGACCACCCCGUGCUGUUCAGAGGACACAAUACCUUCACAAGUUUCAGAUUAUGAUUAUUUCUCUGUAAGUGGUGACCAGGAGACAGAGCAGCAGGAGUUUGACAAAUCCUCUACCAUUCCGAGAAACAGUGACAUUAGCCAGUCCUAUCGCAGGAUGUUUCAGGCCAAACGCCCAGCUUCAACUGCUGGUCUCCCCACUACCUUAGGACCUGUGAUAGUUACUCCUGGUGUAGCAACCAUCAGACGGACCCCCUCUACUAAACCUUCUGUACGAAGGGGAACCAUCGGGGCUGGACCCAUUCCCAUCAAGACUCCAGUGAUUCCUGUCAAAACCCCAACUGUCCCUGAUCUACCAGGUAUGCUGGCAAGUCCUCAGGGAGGGCCUGAGGGGCAUGGAGAACACAGCCCAGAGUCACCUUCUGUGGGUGACACCACCCAGGGUGGCACUAGCAUGCCCUCCUCCAUGUGGAGUGGUCAAGCCUCUAUCAACCCACCACUGCCAGGCCCAAAGCCAAGUGUCCCGGAGGAGCAGAGACAGAGUGCUCCAGAAACAGAGGAUGAAGAAACAGAAGGGGAUCACUCAAGUGCCACUAGCUCCCCUGGCCAGACCCCAGAGUGCAGCAACCCAGGAGAUCUGAGCCCUGGAGACACCCUGCAAGGUGAAGAUAUGCUGAAUGCCAUUCGCCGUGGUGUAAAACUGAAGAAGACACUGACAAAUGAUCGAUCAGCCCCUCGCUUAUCUUAAGGUUUCUAAAAAUACUGCCAAGGUUAAAAUGAAUGGAAAAUGAACUGUUUAAAUCUUAAAUUUGUUUUGAUUCAUUCCAAUCUAUAAUCAAACAAAAGAUUUUGUAGGAAACUCAAAAUUAGAGCAUUGUUUUGAAAGUACUAUAUAUCAUAAAACACUGAGAAUUAAAAACAUGCAUAAGUAACCAUCAUAAUCUUUAUUGAUGUUUUAAUUUGUAAAUACCGACAACUUUCUGCAUAUUUUGUUCUUAAGUUUCCCUUUUAAUUUUUCUGAAGGUGCCAAAUCCCAUAACUUUUUUAUAAGCCUUUGUAAAAUUUUAAAUGCAUAACUGGGGGGGAGGGAGGGGGAGUUGGGGAGAAUCACAAAAUAGCAAACUUCAGCAAAGGGAUUCAUAAUUGGCUUUUUUGCAAGCUUUUGUAGAUGCAUUGUGAUAGUGUGGUUUCAAUAAAAUGGGCUUAUUUUAAUGUACAAAUAAAA
Dromiciops gliroides (monito del monte) is the source of this 3663-nucleotide messenger RNA. It is a transcript of the gene MTSS1, whose product is annotated as MTSS I-BAR domain containing 1. Gene Ontology annotation, biological process: adherens junction maintenance; positive regulation of actin filament bundle assembly; plasma membrane organization. The record is from RefSeq and is a predicted model, not a curated record. The coding region runs from base 796 to 3186 and encodes 796 amino acids. Gene Ontology annotation, molecular function: phospholipid binding; actin binding. Gene Ontology annotation, cellular component: cytoplasmic side of plasma membrane; actin cytoskeleton. The transcript is spliced from 16 exons. NCBI's taxonomy places the organism in Eukaryota, Metazoa, Chordata, Mammalia, Microbiotheria, Microbiotheriidae.